GGCCACCGCUGGGAGGCGGAGCGGGCGCAGCGGUGUGAGGUGUUUGUCUCCUGGUCUGUGGCGGUGGCGGCUGCGCAGCUCCCUGGGGUGAGCGAGCCGGGGCUGUCUCCGGUGUCUCCGGGCCGCGCGUGAGGGGCUUAGAGCUGCUGGACGCGUCAGUGCCGAGGGAGGAGGGAGCGGCGGGAGCAGCGGCAGGAGUAGGAAGAUUUCUUUGCUGGCUAUUUCCUCAACCUUGGUCUUCUGAUACAAUAUCCUUUGAAAUUAUAAUGGGUUUUAAAUGGGAGCAUGAAGAAAACUGGCCUUGUAACAGAAUUUGUAUGUGAGAAGUGGUACAGAUUACUAUAAAUAACCAUGACAACUUCUCAUAUGAAUGGACAUGUUACAGAAGAUUCUGACAAUGAAACAAAAAAUGUGGAGCUUGCAUCUCCUGAGGAACCUCAGAAGCACAGAGAGAUGGCUGUUGAUUGCCCUGGGGAUUUGGGCUCCAGGAUGAUGCCAGUACGACGAAGUGCUCAACUUGAGCGGAUUCGCCAGCAACAGGAGGACAUGAGGCGCAGGCGAGAAGAAGAAGGAAAGAAACAAGAAUUAGACCUUACUGCUUCAAUGAGGCUUAAGAAACUAGCGCAGAUUCCUCCCAAAACUGGAAUAGAUAAUCCUAUGUUUGACACAGAAGAAGGAGUCAUUCUGGAGAGUCCUCAUUACGCUGUAAAAAUACUAGAAGUGGAAGAGCUGUUAGCUUCUCUUAAGCAUAUCCAACACACUUUGGUAGACCCCCAGAGCCAAGAGGAUCUCUCUCUCAUUUUACAACUUGUCCAAAAUACUGAUUUUCAGAAUGCAUUUAAGAUACAUAAUGCUGUCACAGUGCACAUGAACAAGGCCAGCCCUCCGUAUCCUCUUAUCUCCAAUGCACAAGAGCUAGCACAAGAGGUACAGUGUGUUUUGAAACCCAGUCACCAGAAAGAUGGGCAGGAGCUUAGUGCUUUGCUGAAUGCCCCUCACAUUCAGGCACUUUUAUUAGCUCAUGAUAAGGUUGCAGAGCAAGAAAUGCAGCCAGAGCCAGUGACAAAUGAAAAGGUUUAUGAGAACUUUGGCCUGUAUGGAGGGGAGACAGUGAAAAUAGUUCGCAUUGAGAAGGCACGAGAUAUUCCAUUGGGUGCUACAGUGCGCAAUGAAAUGGAUUCCGUCAUCAUUAGUCGAAUAGUGAAAGGGGGAGCUGCAGAGAAGAGUGGGUUAUUACAUGAAGGGGAUGAAGUUCUGGAAAUAAAUGGCAUUGAGAUUCGUGGAAAAGAUGUUAAUGAAGUUUUUGACUUGCUGGCUGACAUGCAUGGCACUCUGACAUUUGUGCUGAUACCCAGUCAACAGAGCAAGCCGCCUCCUGCCAAGGAGACAGUUAUGCACGUGAAAGCACAUUUUGACUAUGAUCCUUCUGAUGAUCCUUAUGUACCUUGCCGAGAGUUAGGUCUGUCUUUUCAAAAGGGAGAUAUACUCCAUGUGAUCAGCCAAGAAGAUCCAAACUGGUGGCAGGCCUACCGAGAUGGAGAUGAAGACAAUCAGCCUUUGGCAGGCCUUAUCCCAGGAAAGAGCUUUCAACAGCAAAGAGAAGCAAUGAAGCAAACCAUAGAAGAAGACAAGGAGCCAGAGAAAUCAGGAAAACUCUGGUGUGCAAAGAAAAAUAAAAAGAAACGGAAAAAAGUUUUGUACAAUGCCAAUAAAAAUGACGAUUAUGACAAUGAAGAAAUUUUAACCUAUGAGGAAAUGUCACUGUAUCACCAGCCAGCAAAUAGGAAAAGGCCCAUUGUCCUGAUUGGCCCACAGAACUGCGGCCAGAAUGAACUACGUCAGAGACUAAUGAAUAAUGAAGUAGAUCGCUUUGCAGCUGCAGUUCCUCAUACCACUCGGAGUAGGCGAGAGAAUGAAGUAGCUGGCAGAGAUUACCAUUUCAUCUCACGGCAGGCAUUUGAGACUGACAUAGCUGCAGGGAAAUUUAUUGAGCAUGGCGAGUUUGAGAAGAAUCUGUAUGGUACCAGCAUAGACUCUGUGCGGCAAGUCAUCAACUCUGGCAAGAUAUGCCUUUUAAAUCUCCAUACACAGUCAUUGAAGACCCUACGCAAUUCAGACUUGAAACCAUAUAUUAUCUUCAUUGCACCACCUUCGCAAGAGCGGCUACGUGCUUUAUUGGCCAAAGAGGGUAAAAAUCCAAAGCCAGAAGAACUAAGAGAAAUCAUAGAGAAGACCAGAGAGAUGGAACAGAACAAUGGCCACUACUUUGACACUGCGAUUGUGAAUUCUGAUCUUGAUAAGGCAUAUCAGGAGCUACUUCGUUUAAUAAACAAACUUGACACGGAACCUCAGUGGGUGCCAUCCACCUGGUUACGGUGAAAAAGAACAGUUUAAAGGGACAAGCAGAUUUCUAUCCAGCAGUCUGUCAAAGGGAGAUUGCACACGAAUCAAUACAACUUAAAUAUUAGGUGGCAGAGUGAACUCUAGACCUCUGUAGGUGCACCCCUUGAUAGUUGAUGUAUUAGUGAAAAAAAUCCAGUAGGCAGUUCAUGAACAGAAUGAUAUACUGAUUAAAGAUUGGGUUUUCUUCUCUUUGGACUAGAAAUGGAAGCUCUGAACAAGCCAGUACACUUUUUAACAAUUUAACUAGCCUUUCUAGCAGCUGCUUCACCUUUUCUAUCUACAAUCACCUUUCUUUAAAAACUAAAGAUUUUAAAUGUAUGUAUAUAUACAGUCCAUGUCGCAUAGUUAUAAAUAUUAUUAUUAUUUAACACUGUUAACUUAAUGACUUGUGGGACAUGAUAGUAGUUUGUGAAUAUACCUUUUACAAAAACACUGGGCAGAGAAAUAAUCUACAUGAGACACUAAAGUUUAUGAGAAAUUCUCCCCUUUUAAAAAUACACAGAAUAAGGUGCCGCUUUGGUCUGAAGCUGCCUGGUUAGGCUUGAAUUUAUUUUUUUAAUUAUUUACAUUCCACUUUCUGAGAGCACUGUAAUUUGGAAAAUGUGUAUAAUGUAAAUAUUUCAACCCUUUGUGUCUUUUUAGUCAGACUUUGUAAAUCAGAUUUAACUGCACAUUAACCGUAGGUCCAAUGAAAAAGGAAUAUUUACUGAUCUUUCAGAUGUGAUAUUUUUAUGGAAUUUUGUUUUUCUUUAAAGCUUAUCAGUUGAUUUGGGAGCCAUUGCUCCCCACAGAUUUGUAGAGAUGUUUAGAAGGCAGAGGUUAUAUUUUUAUUAAAAAAAAAGACAUUCUUAUAAAACAUGCAGAUUAAAAAAAAAUUCUUCCUGAUAAUGUAAACAGUUCUUAUGUUUAUAACAUAAAGAAUACUGUCUGAAUGGGCAGUUGUGAUUAGUGUCUUUUUAUUUUUGGCCCUGGUAUGUCUUGUGGCUAAUGGUCCUCUAGGUAACUAACUGGAAUUAAAACUGCUGAAUGUAGCUACUGUAAGUAAACCAAUAACCUUAGGGAAAGAACUUGAGAAAUGGAAACAUAUGUAUUGCCAGGUAUAUAUCCUAGCAUGUUCUGCCAUCCAAGUUCAGCAUGUCCCUACAGACUAGCCUGAGUUGUGCAGCUGUCAAAUCUGCAGCAGAGCUAUUCCAAGCAUUGAAAUGAAAUAAUGUUACCUUUAGCUUUUAUUUGUUCAUGCUUCCCCCCCAAAACAAUCUUGAAUGUGAAUGUUGAUUCUCUUCUUGUUUAGCCAGAGUGUUUCCUUGUUCCCACAGUUAAACACUGGAGUUAUGUCAAUGUGUAGCUGAAUUCAAUGCAACAGUGAGAAAUGAAGUUAGUUUUUCAGUCUUGUGUAUAUAAUUUCUUCAAAGAACAAAUCCAGGCAAAACUCUUUUGCCUUCUGUGUGGCCAUAGCUGAAUGAAGAGCUCUAAGCUACAUAGAGAAUGAGUAUAGUGUGAAACGGUUGUUUUAAAUCACUUUUAGUAAACUAACAUUCCUGUAUUGCAGGGUGAAAUAUAGUACAAUCUCUGUCUGCAGUUAACCUAGAAGACCCCCAGCAAGUUGGUUGCCUAUGGAAAGAUGUUAUAUGCUGUUCAGUUGGGUUUUAGAACCGUGGUACAUAGUAUGUUGGUGAACAUGCUAUGAGUGAGAGAAGAAUCAUAAGGUCCAUUCACUGACAUACCUCCAGCGAGGCAGGUGUUGGAAGACUUAAAUGACACUGAAAUGAACUGCACAUCAUGUUUAGGCCAACAGCUAGAAUGUUACUAAAUUAGCUUCUGGGUAAAGUAUUCAAAGUAGUGGCUCCCUGCCUCACAUUGCACAUGCAUUUAACUCUUGAGUUUUGUAGCUGUCUCACAGCAGACUAAGGUGCUGGGAGGCUACAGCAUUAUCCAUCAAUUCUGCCCUUCCAAGUUCAGCAACUUUUUUUUUUUUACACAAAACCUAAGAGAUGUAAUCUACAGUCAGUUGAGAAAGUGAAAAGUUGUUAAAGUGCAAUCUUUAGAGAGGCAUCUUUAAAGGUGUCACAGGUGAAUUAUCAAAAUUUCACUCUAUUAUUGAACCCUCACACAUUCAAUGUUACAUUCUGUUGUCAUUAAAUAAUGCUGUGAAUGCUGGUAAAUCUCACCCCCUUUUCUCUCCUACCCUACCCCUGAAUUUCCUCAGAUGGCUGAAGCCUUUGGAAUGCAGUAGGUUUAUAGUAGGUUGUGAGAUGUUUAACUGUACCCUCUCUGUUUUUGAAAUAUGAGGGGGGUGUUGUGGUAUUUCAGAGAGAUCCAUUUAUGGAAGUGAAAUGAUCAAGACCAUAGGAGUCAGUGUUGGCUUUGUAUGCAAUUAUGUGGGCAUGCUGGAGCAGCACUGAGGAACAGACCAGGCUUGCUGAGCUCUGUAUCUGGCACCAGUUUUAGAGUCUGACCCUGAAUUGCCUGAACAUGGAGUAAGCAGGAAAUCAUUUUCUACCAUUUUGUCAUGACGGAAGAGUGUCUCUUCAGUCCCCUCUGGGGGUAAAAGGAUGAAACAGACUGGAUUAUUGGAAGAAAACACUAGGCAUUGUCACCUAAUAGCCAGCUGAAAGGGGAAGGUAUCUUCAUUUUUAUCAAUCCAGAUUUAUUGGAAAAAUGGUUUCAUCAUCUGAAUUAACAAAUAUUAACAAGGAUUAUGAAUAGUUGUAUAAUAUGAUGUGGCCUUGACAACUAAGAACUUUACUGUGACCUGUGGUUAGCCCCAACUUGUAUGUCUGUAUCAUGUAUCUGCACUCUGUAUUUGGAGACCUCAUGAACUGCACACUGUAAAAAAUGUAAGAUAUUUAGACAAAAUAAAUCACUACAAUUUUUAUCUGA
Chrysemys picta bellii (western painted turtle) is the source of this 5283-nucleotide messenger RNA. RefSeq names its product protein associated with LIN7 1, MAGUK p55 family member (gene PALS1). Gene Ontology annotation, molecular function: protein binding. Gene Ontology annotation, biological process: protein localization to plasma membrane; establishment or maintenance of polarity of embryonic epithelium; generation of neurons. Gene Ontology annotation, cellular component: plasma membrane; adherens junction. Lineage: Eukaryota; Metazoa; Chordata; Testudines; Emydidae. The record is from RefSeq and is a predicted model, not a curated record.